UUUGUUUUCUUUAUUCAAUGACUACCACCGCUGCUACUGCUACUACGCCAAAGGAAUCAACAAGCAAAUUGCCUCCUCCAUCUGCUUUGUUUGAAUCCAAUUACUUUUAUAAUAACAAUAAUAAUAAAAACCAAAAUUCAGUAGCAAUGACUGAAACUACGCCUAACAGUAGUAGCCCAUCAAAUCCUGGUAGACAAGUCUACAUUCUUCCUCCUCCUUCUUCAUUGCCUGGAUAUCAUCUCCAAGCUCCUGUUGCUGCAAAUGCCAAUACAAAUGCUUAUUACUAUCAACAACAGGAAUAUCCUGCUCAAUACUACUACCCUAGUCCUGUGACUACGCCUACAAGUGGUGGUGUUAAACGAUCAAAUCCUUUGAAUAGUCAUUCUACUACAAAAAAGCGAGCUAGAAAGAAUAACGUAACAACAAUAGCAGCCAAUGAUGACAUUUCAUUAGCCGCUGCUACUUUAGCUUCUUUUGCUUCUUCCCCUUCCUCUUCCUCUAAUGAAGAGGAAGAAGAGCAACCAAAACAAAUUAAGAAAGAACCACGAAAGAAGAGACAAUACAAGAAAUCAAAAGAAGAUAAUCAAUCGUCAUUGAAACAACAAGAAAACCAAGUUUUAGAGGCUGCUCGAAUUUUGAUGGAUAUUUCAAGAUGUGUGGUUCGACAAGUCAGUGUAGCAAACUAAACACUAUGUGCAUAAUAACUUUUAUUUUUUUAUUGAAAAAAAAAAUCAUUGUAAAUAAUAAUAAUAAAAAAAAUUACUACUCAUCUAU
Messenger RNA from Gilbertella persicaria, 774 nucleotides. RefSeq lists its product as uncharacterized. NCBI's taxonomy places the organism in Eukaryota, Fungi, Mucoromycota, Mucoromycetes, Mucorales, Choanephoraceae. Bases 18 to 686 code for a protein of 222 amino acids. The transcript has 2 exons. The record is from RefSeq and is a predicted model, not a curated record.